Chionomys nivalis (European snow vole) is the source of this 1395-nucleotide messenger RNA. It is a transcript of the gene Rgs19, whose product is annotated as regulator of G protein signaling 19. The transcript has 6 exons. The record is from RefSeq and is a predicted model, not a curated record. Lineage: Eukaryota; Metazoa; Chordata; Mammalia; Rodentia; Cricetidae. Bases 375 to 1028 code for a protein of 217 amino acids.
UGUCUCCCGCCCGCUAGCCUAGUGGGGAGGGGCCAGACAAGACACCCGAUCCACCACCUUACCCACCCUUCGAGUCAGGUCCUCUAGCCACUCGGCCUGGAAAGCCUUAGGGGUGAAUGUUGCACUCCCCGGCCCCACCCGAGCGGGGUUCUGUGCGCCUUCCUACCUCGCGAAUACCCAGGAGUACGUCUUGCUGUCUGACUUAAGUCCCUGCUGCUUUAGAGCACGCCCCUUCGGCAGCCAGGGUGGGGCCCAGACCGAACCUGGCCCUCCCGCCCCCAUCCGCCUUUAGGUCGCUGAUCCAGCAGACUCCCAGACUGCACUGAAGAUCCAGAGCUGGCACCACAGAACCUGGCAACCCCCUCAACCCACCCAUGCCCACCCCACAUGAGGCUGAGAAACAGCACACAGGACCAGAGGAGGCAGACAGGCCCCCAUUGAUGUCCAGCCAUGAUGCAGCCCCUUCAGGACCCCCCAGUCGCAACCCCUGCUGUUUAUGCUGGUGCUGCUGCUGCAGUUGCUCCUGGAACCAAGAACGGCAGCGAGCUUGGCAAGCUUCUCGGGAAAGCAAGUUGCAACCCCUCCCCAGCUGUGAAGUUUGCACUCCACCAAGUCCUGAGGAAGUACAGAGCUGGGCACAGUCCUUUGACAAGUUAAUGCAUAGCCCCACGGGCCGCAGUGUAUUCCGGGCAUUCCUGCGCACAGAAUACAGCGAAGAGAACAUGCUCUUCUGGCUGGCCUGUGAGGAGCUGAAAGCAGAGGCCAACCAACAUGUGGUGGACGAGAAGGCGCGACUUAUCUAUGAGGACUACGUGUCCAUCCUGUCCCCCAAGGAGGUGAGCCUGGACUCCCGUGUGCGAGAAGGCAUCAAUAGGAAGAUGCAAGAGCCAUCACCACACACGUUUGAUGAUGCGCAGCUGCAGAUCUACACCCUCAUGCACCGGGACUCCUAUCCUCGCUUCCUCACCUCCCCCGCCUACCGCUCUCUGCUACUCCAGGGGGCCCCACAGUCCUCCUCUGAGGCCUAGGUGCUUGCCACACAGAUGCCCUGCUCCUGUGGGCAGACUAGGGGCUAACCCUGCCCCAUCUGGCUGGAUAUAGACUCAGUCCCAGUGGCAACUGCAAUGUUCUGCUCUGCCCUAGCCUGUUCCAGCUGGGGGUUCUCCAAGAUGGUGCCUCAGACCCUCCAGUCACGUGCCCAGGAGAUGUUCUCAUAGAGAACAACCUCUGUGCCAACAGGUUUGUAGCAAGACUGUUUAUUCCGCAGAACCAGAUGUAGGACCUCAGAGUCAGGCUCAAAAAAAGAGCCCAUUUAUAUUUUAUAUGUUAAUGAACUUUAAAAUUGGAAACAUGUCCUUAUUGUACAUUUUACCAAAAGAAAAAAGAAAGCUUUCA